AAAUACUUUAUGUGCAAUUCGGAAAUCGUCAACAGUGUUGCCGUAGACGUUAAUGGUCACUGAACGUUCCCAAACCGAGAUCUAAAAACUUAGGUCGACUAAAAGACAAAAUUAAUCCUUUGAGACCGUUUAUCAUUUUUAAAAAUUCUUAAUAUAUUUAAGUAUAAAAAAGACAUUAACUCCGUUAAAACUAUGAAUCGAAACCUGUUAUUUUUUUCGUUUUUUACUCUGGUCUGUCUAGUCCUUGACGGUACUCAAGCCGAUGACAACAAUCCAGAAGCUUGCGAGACUUUACCAUCUGAUCUGCACAUAACUAAAGAGGAAUUCGACGAAUUGGGCAGAUUGCAGAGGACGUGCAACGGCGACAUAGCAGUGAACAAGUGCGAGGGUGCAUGUAGCUCUCAAGUACAGCCUAGUGUCAUAACACCAAGUGGUUUCUUAAAAGAGUGUUACUGCUGCCGUGAAACGUUCUUAAGGGAAAGGGUAAUCACAUUAACCCACUGUUACGAUCCGGACGGUCAACGACUGACCAGUGACAAAUUGGCCACGUUGGAUGUGAAACUGAAAGAACCAGCGGACUGCAAGUGCUACAAAUGUGGCGAUUACUCGGGCUGAAACAUACGGGCAUCUUAUUUAAAUUAAAUAACCGUUUUUAACUUUCCGGACACAUUUAGUUUAUAAUGUUUUUGUAAUACACCGUUGACUUAACCACUUGACACUUGUAUCUCCUGUAUCUGUGUAUUCACAUAACGUGUAUUUACAAAUUAUAGCAAUAUAUAUUGUAUCACUCGUGCAA
Molecule: messenger RNA, 796 nt
Organism: Adelges cooleyi (spruce gall adelgid)
Lineage: Eukaryota; Metazoa; Arthropoda; Insecta; Hemiptera; Adelgidae
Gene: Pburs
Product: partner of bursicon
Exons: 3
Coding region: 193-615 (140 amino acids)
Biological process (GO): G protein-coupled receptor signaling pathway
Cellular component (GO): extracellular region; bursicon neuropeptide hormone complex
Molecular function (GO): G protein-coupled receptor binding; neuropeptide hormone activity
Source: RefSeq, a predicted model, not a curated record